Molecule: messenger RNA, 2074 nt
Organism: Brassica napus (rape)
Lineage: Eukaryota; Viridiplantae; Streptophyta; Magnoliopsida; Brassicales; Brassicaceae
Product: disease resistance protein CHS1-like
Exons: 2
Coding region: 476-1837 (453 amino acids)
Biological process (GO): signal transduction; defense response
Molecular function (GO): ADP binding
Source: RefSeq, a predicted model, not a curated record
AUCUAAAAGUAUGAGAUUUUUAUUUUUAUUUUUAUAGCUAAGAAAAUUCUCUCAAACACUCUAAAAAUUUUUAAAGUACUGUAAAAUCUAUGACUUAAAUUUUCUUUCAAUAAUAGUGAAUUCUAUUGUGUUUUAUGAAAUGAUAAGUUUAAUAACAUUGAAUUUUAAAAUAUUUUUUAAAAUUUACGUUUGAGUAACAGUGUAUUUGUCGUUUUAAUACAAAUCACCUAAAACAACUUAGUUGAAUACACCCUUCUCUAGAGGUCAUAUUCAAUCUUCCAAACUGCCUUGCACGUUUGUUCUAGUCAAUGCAAUACUUUUUUAAAAUUAUGUCUAUUGAUUUAAAAAGUAAAUUAAAAUAUACGAAUCUCGUUUUCAAUCCUCGUAAGGGAUUUAUUAUGCAGCAAUAAUAUCCAUAUUGCCAUUAAAAAAACUAGCUCACAAUAUCUCACACAAUCUAAAUCACUUUGGUCAAAUGGCUUCCUCUUCUUCAUCAGCUACCCCAGAGUUUGAUGUCUACCUGAGCUGCGCAGAAGACACCAGGAAAGGCCUGGUCUCACAUCUUUAUAGUUCGUUGUCUCAAAGAGGCAUUACGACUUACACACGUGAUGACAAGCUGGAGAAGAGAGACUCGUCCCCUGAUUAUGAGUUUCCUGACCAAUGGAAAUAUACCAUAGAUGCAAAAGUCGCCGUUGUUGUUGUCUCGCGGAGCUAUCUAGCCUCCGCUUGGUGCCUGAACGAGCUCCAGACAAUACUAAACCUUCUGGACAUAGGCCGUCUGUUAGUUCUGCCCAUCUUCUACGAAGUCGAUCCUUCAAAUGUGAAAAACCAGACUGGAGAAGUCGAAGAACCCUUCAGAAAGCUUGGUGAAAAAUAUCCUGAGAAGGAUCAUGCAUGGAGGAUGGCUCUUAUCGAUGUCAGCAACCUAUUCCCCCAGGAUUUACAUAAUUUGAGCGGUGAAGCAGAGCUGGUCGAAGCAAUUACAAAAAGAGUUGAAGUCUUUCGAUACUCGGAUAAGCCGAGCAAUCAGAGGGAAACUUAUCCAUUAACAACCAAAUUCAGUGGACUGGUCGGUCUGGACCGUCAAAUGCUUGCACUGUACAAACUGUUAGAUUUAAAUUCUAACGAGGAAGUUCGGUUGAUCGGGAUUUGUGGUCCAGGAGGCGUUGGCAAGACGACGCUGGCGAGACUGGCCUAUGAAGAUCUGUCUAAAAAUUUCCAUGCACAUGUGUUUGUAGACAACGCCAAAAACAUUUAUCAGCAAGACCCUGGUGAGUCAUAUUCACAAGAAACAUUCACGUCAGGAAUGAUCCAAAGGUGGUCGCAUAAAAAGACAAGAGGACAAAGUGUAAGCACUGGUGUGAUCAAAUCAACGGUUGGACACCGAAAAGGUCUCCUUGUGAUUGAUUGUGUGGAUAGCAUGGAGCAGUUAAAGGACAUAGCAGACAUUGUUGGUUGGUGUGGCUCAGGAAGUAGAGUCAUCCUUAUCACACAAGACAAGAAUUUGCUAGAUAAAUUUGGUGUGAAGCACGUCUACGAAGUCAGCUCUCUGAGAUACGAUGAAGCUCUUCAACUCUUUUCUCAAUCUGCAUUCGAAGAGAAAAACCCUCCUACUAGUUUCGAAUCACUUUCUCUUCGUGCUAUCCAGGUCGCAAGCUUCCUUCCCCUGACUCUUAAAAUCAUCGGUUCUACUCUACAAGGCAAGGAUGAAGAGGGAUGGGAGAAGGAACUGCAAAAACUCGAAGGAGAUCAAGAGAAAACUAUUACGGAGAUAAUGAAGAAAUGCUACGCAGGAGGAAACGAGGAAGACCAAAUCCUUUCAUAUAUCUUGUCUUAGAAGUCAUCUGAUUUGGUGUUGAUGUUCCAUAAAUGAACAGCAAUAUCAAGUGUCAGAAUGACUUUUGAUAAUGUAUCAUAUAACAUUAUCAUUAUAAACUAACUAUUCUGGUUUUAUUUGAGCUUUUAUUGUAUCCAUGACUCCAUCAUCUCAAGCUAAGCUAAUGAAUCCCACGUUUAUGUAUUCAUGGUACAAAGAGGCAGCAACAUGGUUAAAACUUGCUGAAUAUAAGCACAA